AUGAGAAUAGAUUACGGUUAUCAAAGCAACGUUAAGUUUAAUUCCUCCACAUCGGAAAAGCAAGGGUAUUCAUUUAGAGACAUUGAAUUGAAAUCGGCUAUACCUGAAAGUUUGUUUGCAACUUAUCAACAUCAGUGCCACAGCAGUCUUAAGGGUCUACAUGAGUUGUAUUUACAAUUCAAACAGCCAACGAGAAUAAUUUUUGCCGCUGUAGCACAAGUGCAAGGAAAGGACGCACAUCGAAGUAGUCAAACAGGUCAUCACGACCCAUUAAAGGUGACCAUCAGGAAAAUGCAAAUUCAUAUGGAAGACCUCGAUAAAAUAAUACUAUCAAAAUUUGAGGAUUCCUGA
Molecule: messenger RNA, 351 nt
Organism: Loa loa (African eye worm)
Lineage: Eukaryota; Metazoa; Nematoda; Chromadorea; Rhabditida; Onchocercidae
Exons: 4
Coding region: 1-351 (116 amino acids)
Source: RefSeq, a predicted model, not a curated record